CGCGCGGGGGCGGCGGGCGGGGAGCCGCGGCCCCACCGAAGGGACCCCCGGCCGCCGAGCGGCCUCUACGUCAGCGCCCCGGGUGGCGCCGCCUCCGCCCGCCGGCCUGGGCCGCGCUCCCGCCGCGGAAGGCGGGCCGGGGACCCGACCGCGGGGAGAAGGCGGGCCUGCAGACCUCUCCGGGGAAAAGAAUCCUGAAAGAGCCAGGACAUGAGAAGUUCUCUGUCGACUGGAGGAGGGAGAAACCAAGGGCACAGUAAAUGUAAGAAGGGGACCAUCACCCUGUCUGGCAAUGAACACAGUGCAAGUGAAAACCAGAGGCCAGUCUUCCUGUCAGACCCGCGAAUUCAGGGCGGCCAGCACCCAGCCUCACCUCCCACCCUCGCCUUCCUUUGGACGAAAUGCUGAUCACCUGCAGGGGUGCUGCCUCUGCUCUGAGACCACCAGGAGUUGGCUCCCAACCUCCAAAGGGCUACCAGCCCAGAGCCCUCACCCCAUGGCUUCUCCUCCCCACCUUGGGUACUCUCUCCGUCCCUUGUUCCCCACUCUGCACAGACCUCAUCCUUCUCAUCCCCCAGCCACGUGCCCGUCACCCGUGUUACUGACCUCUUGUCUGAAAUGGUCUUAUUUGUACAUGAGUCAGGGCCGUUGCUGGGGGUCUAGAGCAGCCCCCAACACAGACGCUCCAUCAAUAUGGGGAUGUGCGGCCACAUUGGGCAGGCAGGGACAUGACGGUGCAGCCACCGGGGAACCGUGGGGCUAUGGCAGAACAGAGUGGUGGGGAGAGACAGCCCUAAUGUGAUGCCAAGUGGGAGGAGAUGCUACAAAAUGGGUAUGGAUGGCUUGAUGAUUUUCUGUAAAAAAAUGAAAACAAAAAUCUCUGUAUUGCAAAGAAAAGAUGAAGACCAAAUAUUAACAACAGGUGUCUUGGGUGGAGGAAUGACCAGUGAUUUUUCUUUUCCUUUCUGUUUACCUGUAUUUUUAAAGUUACUACAAUAAACAUUACUUUUGAAACAAACAAAAAAUAAAGCUAUUUUUAAAACACGAAAAGAAAGAGUCUGGACAGGGUAUGACUUGCCCCAGGGGCGAGGCCAGGUCAGAACCCUAGCCCCAGCCCCAGCCUGGCCACGCUGGCCGCUGGCCCCUCGCCUAUCUCGGAUGCCACUCGGGCCUUCCUCUGCCAUCCUAGUGACCUGGGAGGGACGGCCAGCAGGGCCCCCACCAAGCGUGGUGUCCUGGGCCUCCCUGUGCUUCCCGCCCAGGCUCGCCCCGCGCUGGCUCCCUUCUCCAAACCACAGGGCUGCUCUUCAGGCGGGUGCACCUGCCCCAGGGAGGCGGGGAAAUGUGCGCGCUGAGCGGUUGCAGCUGUCACCGUGGAGAGGCACCGCUGGCACCUGCGGGUAAGGCCAGUGGCCCUGAGAACACGGCCUGUUCGGAAAAGGCUGCCCCCGCAGGAAGGCUGCCAGGCACCCCCGACGGACGCUGGGUUAAACGCGCCCCCCACGGCCUAGGCAGCCGGGCCUGUGGCUCCUGCAGGAUCUCCGGAGCCGCCCGCCCGCACCGCCUCCCACCGGGGAGGGCAGGGCCCGGGCCCGGCGCUGUGGCCGGAGCGCCCCCGAAGGCGGAGGGGCUCCAGCGGGACCGGCCCCGGCGGGCGGCCGCGAGGGCGGACGAGGCUCAGCGAGCAGAGGCUCAGGGAGCGGGCGUCCUCGGUUUCCUCCAGCCCGCGCCGCGGGCCGCAGGGGCGGAGGGCAGCGGCAGGCGGGCUCCGCACCCCGCGGGGACGCACUGGCCGGGCAGCGGGCGCAGAGCUGCAGGCCGCGGGGGCACUGUGGCCGGCCUGCAGGACGUGAACUGCGUCGCACACCGAGCAGGGAAAGCCCGCCGGCCGCCCCGCAAGGCCGCGCUCACCGUCCCCAAGGACGCGGUAGGCGGAGCUCGGCCCCAGGCCCUGGCCUCCCCGGGCCCGGCCUGGGAUGCCGCGGGGACGCGCUCGCCCGCAGGCCUCAGGAGGCGUGCGCGCGCACGGCCCCGCCCCGCCUCGCGCACGGCGCGCCCCGCCCCACGCAGGCCCCGCCCCGCCCCGCGCACGGCCCCGCCUCGGCCCACGUAA
Messenger RNA from Equus caballus (horse), 2113 nucleotides. Lineage: Eukaryota; Metazoa; Chordata; Mammalia; Perissodactyla; Equidae. The record is from RefSeq and is a predicted model, not a curated record.